AUGUCCAGGCAUGCACAAAAGCUUAAAGAUCAUGAUACAAAUCCAUGUGUAGCGGAAACAGAUGCCACUACAAAAUGUAUGAAUGACAACAACUAUAACAAGGAUAUGUGUACUGCUUAUUUUUUGAAGUACAAAGACUGCAGAAAAUUUUGGCAUGGCAUUAUGAUGCAGAGGAGAAGAAAUGGUGUGAAACCAGAGAUGCCCUCAGCAGAAGAGAGGAAGAAAAUCUUGGAAUCAAUGGGGCAGCCCUACUGA
Molecule: messenger RNA, 255 nt
Organism: Acanthisitta chloris (rifleman)
Lineage: Eukaryota; Metazoa; Chordata; Aves; Passeriformes; Acanthisittidae
Gene: CHCHD7
Product: coiled-coil-helix-coiled-coil-helix domain containing 7
Exons: 3
Coding region: 1-255 (84 amino acids)
Source: RefSeq, a predicted model, not a curated record